Fonsecaea monophora is the source of this 765-nucleotide messenger RNA. RefSeq lists its product as hypothetical. NCBI's taxonomy places the organism in Eukaryota, Fungi, Ascomycota, Eurotiomycetes, Chaetothyriales, Herpotrichiellaceae. The transcript is spliced from 2 exons. Bases 1 to 765 code for a protein of 254 amino acids. The record is from RefSeq and is a predicted model, not a curated record. Gene Ontology annotation, molecular function: oxidoreductase activity.
AUGGCCUUGACGAAACCACCAUUUGCAGGGAAAGUCAUUGCGAUCACAGGAGGCGCAUCUGGAAUCGGCUUCGCGUUGGCUGAAUAUCUCGCAGCAAGAGGCGCCACGAUCUCAAUCUGCGAUGUGGCUCCAGCGCAGCUCGAGAAAGCUGCUGCAUCGCUGAGCAGUUUGUUUCCAAACCUGAAGCUACAAACUGCCGCAGUCGAUGUCCGCAACGAUCAACAAGUGUCUCAGUGGAUCGAGUCGGUCUGUAGCACGUUUGGAAAACUCGACGGCUGCGCAAACAUGGCCGGCAUCGCGGGUCGAGGAAUAGGAAAGACAAGGCUGGUGGACAUGGACAAUGCCGAGUGGGAGUCUGUGGUUGGGAUUAAUCUCACGGGCACAUUCAAGUGUCUCAGAGCCCAAUUGAAGCACGUGUCGAACGGUGGCAGCAUAGUCAACGCCGCGAGUGUUGCGGGCGUGGUGGGCAUGGCUGGCUGCUCGGCUUACUGUGCUUCUAAACACGGGGUCGUCGGCUUGACUCGCACCGCUGCAAAAGAAGGCGCAGAUCAGGCCAUCCGAGUCAACUGCAUAUGUCCAGGUCCCAUCAACACUCCGCUGCUACAGACGGCGGCAGAGACACAAGACCAGGAUGCAUUCUCUAUCCCACUGAAACGCAAAGGGUCCGCCGAAGAGGUCGCUGCGUUGAUUGCAUUUUUACUCGGAGACGACAGUCGUUAUAUCACGGGGGCUGUCUACAGUAUCGAUGGCGGCUGGACGUCAUGA